AUGUGGGGAUGGAUAAAAGGCAACGAGAAAUGGCACGCAUGGAAUAAGUGCAAAGGCAAGUGGGUUCAUUUAGGUAUGACCAAGAGUGAAGCUGUACAGGCUUACAUUGACGGAGUUCGCUCGUUGGAGAAACGCCUUCCAGAUCUGGUAGAAGACUGGAAAGAUGAUCAAGACCCACGAAUCCCGGAUAGAAAUCGCUAUGUACCUGAGGACGAACGAGAGGAGAUCGACCGUAUCACUCGGGAGGGGAAAUUGGCCAGACGUGCGAGAGAUGCAGAGCAACGAGCAAAAGAGGAAGCUUUAGGAUGGUGGGACGAAUAG
Messenger RNA from Cooperia oncophora, 321 nucleotides. Lineage: Eukaryota; Metazoa; Nematoda; Chromadorea; Rhabditida; Trichostrongylidae. The record is from the annotation of a GenBank genome assembly.